Molecule: messenger RNA, 1292 nt
Organism: Girardinichthys multiradiatus
Lineage: Eukaryota; Metazoa; Chordata; Actinopteri; Cyprinodontiformes; Goodeidae
Gene: echs1
Product: enoyl CoA hydratase, short chain, 1, mitochondrial
Exons: 8
Coding region: 88-963 (291 amino acids)
Biological process (GO): fatty acid beta-oxidation
Cellular component (GO): mitochondrion
Molecular function (GO): enoyl-CoA hydratase activity
Source: RefSeq, a predicted model, not a curated record
CCACAUAAAAGAAACGAUAGAGAAGAAAUUGCAGGAGGAAGGACCUACAAACCAACCUGCUGCAAAGUUCAGUGUCGCCCUGCAGUCAUGGCCAUUUUGUGCAGAAACGCAGGCUUGUUCCUGAAGUCCUUCAGAGCAGCGCCGGCUCUGCUGUCUGCUGGCCGCCUCUACAGCUCAGAUGGUCAGUACGAGUAUAUAUUGGUGGAAAAGCGAGGCGAAAAAAACAAUGUUGGCUUCAUUCAGCUGAACCGACCCAAAGCUCUCAACGCUCUCUGCGACGGUUUGAUGAAGGAGGUUGGGCACGCACUGGACGCCUUUGAGGGCGACACAGACGUUGGAGCUGUUGUCAUCACUGGCAGCGAGAGAGCCUUUGCUGCUGGAGCAGAUAUUAAAGAGAUGCAGAAUCGAACAUUUCAGGAAUGUUAUGGUGGGAACUUUCUGGCUCAUUGGAACAGAGUCUCCACGGUGAGAAAGCCUGUAAUCGCAGCUGUUAAUGGAUUUGCACUGGGUGGAGGCUGUGAGCUGGCCAUGAUGUGUGACAUCAUCUAUGCUGGAGAAAAGGCUCAGUUUGGCCAACCAGAAAUCCUGCUGGGGACCAUUCCUGGGGCGGGCGGCACGCAGCGCCUGACUCGUGCUGUUGGCAAAUCCCUUGCAAUGGAAAUGGUACUAACAGGAGACAGGAUUAAUGCUCAGGAGGCCAAGCAGUCAGGUUUGGUGAGUAAAGUUUAUCCUGUGGACCAGCUCGUAUCUGAGGCUGUUAAAUGUGGGGAGAAAAUUGCAGCCAAUUCCAAACUGGUCAGCGCCAUGGCUAAAGAAGCUGUAAAUGCAGCUUUUGAACUAAGUUUGGCUGAAGGGAAUCGUUUGGAAAAGCGCUUGUUCCAUGCUACCUUCGCAACGGAUGACCGUAAGGAAGGCAUGACUGCAUUUGUGGAGAAAAGAAAAGCCAAUUUUCAGGACCAGUAGAUAAAAAGUUAAACAAAAAUGAGGUUCCUGCAGGUAACUGAUCACUCCCUCACUGACGAUGCAGUGUGAUGCGAAGAUCCAGACUGUGGCACAGCAUACAGGCUGAAAAUAACGAGAUUUAGCUGAAAAGUGUCCUGUCACAAAAUAAAAUGCUGUCUCAAGGCAGGAGGCUUGAAUGUGAUGGUAAAGUUAUUACUGUUUUAUACUCUGUGUUCAGGAAGGAAGAAGCUGGAUGACUAAUUUGUACUUAUCUUUUCAUUCUCAAAUGUUUGUAGUAGUUUAUUCUGUGUAUUUUGCAAAUAAAUCUAAAUAAUUAAUUUCAACACUAA